AUACCCUGAAUCAUAUUAGGCAAAUUCAGUCUACAACUUAAUAUACAUAGGAUUUUGAUAUUUUCCAAACUUUAUAUAUACAAUUUAUAAUCUUCAAACCUAUCACCUAUAAUAAUCUAUAAUCUACAAAUUAGUCAACAAUGGUGAAAUUUCUAAACCCUCUUGAAAGUCUAGCUAUCUCCCCAAGUUUCUAAUUCUAUCUACUUCAUAAUUUUCUCCACCCACCAACUAAAGUAUAAGCCUUGGAAAAAAAAAUCAAAAUAAGAUAUUCUAAAAGUCCUUUAUUCCCUCAUAUAAUACAUCAGAAGUUAGUAACCAAUUUUGUUCACUUUCCUUUCCCAUCCACUGAAGAAAAAAGGCUUCACAAUGAGCUCCAACGACAGAGAUCCUCACUGGUUUAACUCCCAACACCACUCGUUCUGGCCUAAUCCGUCUAGUUACGAUCUUAACAGCAAGAUCAUGCUAGCCGCAGUGGCUUCUUUAUCCGGAGUUAUCCUCAUCGUCUUCGCUCUUCAUCUCUACGCAAGAUUCGUUCUCCGCCGCCGUAGAGAAGCUUUCCGUGGUCUCCCCGUCGUGUUCCGCCACUCUUUUGAGAUGCCAAAGCGUGGCCUCAAUCCGGCAGUCAUCGCUUCUCUCCCUACUUUCACUGUUAGAACCACUGAUGGCGUGGCUACAUCCGCUACUGAAUGCGCAGUGUGUCUAAGCGUCUUAGAGGAGCAAGACACGGCAAGAGAGUUGCCCAAUUGCAAGCACAUCUUCCACGUCGACUGUGUUGACACUUGGCUCACCACUUGCCCCACUUGUCCUGUUUGUCGGACCGAAGUUGAGCCAAGACCGAGACUUGAGCCUGAGCCAAGGGAAGGACCAGUGGGUACUGCACCGCCGUUGUUGGAGGAAACCAGGCUGAAUUUGACAGUAGAAGCGGGGACCUCUUCUUCCUCGGAUAACAAAACAGUUGCGUCCUCGGCUUCGCGAUUAAAUUCGUUUAGGAAGAUCUUGACAAGGGAAAGAUCUUCGAACAGGAUCAAUCAUUCUUGUGUUGACCAAGAUCGUGUAGCGGAUCUUGAGAGACAUUGAGUUGACAUAGCGAUACAUAUAAUGCAUAUAAAUCAUAUACACACAUCGAUAAUCUUUAAUUUAUACUAUACCUUCCUUUCUUUCUUACUAAAUCAUUCUCUGUUUUUGGUUUUGGAUAGUUUUGUGUAAUGGAACACUAUUUAUAUGCUAGUCAAGAGCAUGAGUGUAACUA
Messenger RNA from Arabidopsis lyrata subsp. lyrata, 1249 nucleotides. Its product is annotated as E3 ubiquitin-protein ligase ATL41. The record is from RefSeq and is a predicted model, not a curated record. The transcript has a single exon. Bases 367 to 1077 code for a protein of 236 amino acids. NCBI's taxonomy places the organism in Eukaryota, Viridiplantae, Streptophyta, Magnoliopsida, Brassicales, Brassicaceae.